Molecule: messenger RNA, 1685 nt
Organism: Papaver somniferum (opium poppy)
Lineage: Eukaryota; Viridiplantae; Streptophyta; Magnoliopsida; Ranunculales; Papaveraceae
Product: bifunctional riboflavin kinase/FMN phosphatase-like
Exons: 11
Coding region: 244-1395 (383 amino acids)
Biological process (GO): FMN biosynthetic process; riboflavin biosynthetic process
Molecular function (GO): riboflavin kinase activity
Source: RefSeq, a predicted model, not a curated record
AUCCACAACGAGGACUCCGUGGGAUUUGAAAACAUUGGAAAUCGGAACACUAUUUUUUUCCCAUAGAAGUUGAAAGUUCAAAAUAUCUGUUGAAAUUCUCAACUACCAGUUUCCCUCCCUUCAAACUCUUCACCGACACGUAACUCGGUUAGAAAUAGAAAUUCAUGAUGCUCAAAUUCAAAGAGGCACUUUUGAGUAAAGAUAUAAACUUAGCUUGAAGUUCAGCACUAAGAGGUAUUAAGAAUGGCAGCAGCCACACCUUUGAGGAGGGUAUUGUCAUGCGUCAUCCUAGAUUUGGAUGGUACUCUUCUUAACACAGAUGGCCUUGUUGGUGAUGUUUUAAAAAUGCUUCUUGUGAAGUAUGGAAAACAGUGGGAUGCAAAAGUGGCCCACCGGAUUGUAGGGAAGACCCCUAUUGAAGCUGCCACCGCUGUAAAAGAGGAUUAUGAGCUCACAUGCACGGCUGAUGAGUUCAUGUCAGAAAUUACCCCAAUGCUUUCUGAACGGUGGUGCAAUAUUAGAGCUCUUCCUGGUGCCAACCGAUUAAUUAAACAUUUGAAGGGACAUGGUGUACCCAUGGCAUUGGUUUCAAAUUCUCCUAGGGAAAGCAUAGAAACUAAAUUGUCCUAUCACGAAGGCUGGAAAGAAUCCUUCUCUGCUAUUAUUGGUGCUGACGAAGUGAGAAUGCGGAAGCCAUCUCCUGAAAUAUUCCUUGAGGCGGCUAAGUUAUUGAAUGCUGAGCCUUCCAGUUGCCUUGUCAUUGAUGAUUCACUACCUGACGUUGGAGGUGCUAAGGCUGCUGGAAUGGAAGUAGCUGCUGUACCAUCACUUCCGAAAAGUUCUCAUCUUUAUACUUCAGCUGAUGAGAUGAUCAAUUCUCUGCUCGACCUGCGUCCAGAAAUCUGGGGCUUGCCCCCAUUUCAAGACUGGAUCAACGGUACUUUACCUAUUGAACCAUGGUACAUAGGAGGCCCUGUCAUUAAAGGCUAUGGGCGUGGCUCAAAGGUACUUGGAAUUCCUACAGCAAAUUUAUCAACAGAGGGCUGGUCAGAUAUCCUCUCUUACCACCCGUCUGGGGUAUACUUUGGUUGGGCUGGAUUAUCAACUCGAGGUAUCUAUAAGAUGGUCAUGAGUAUUGGUUGGAACCCGUACUUCAAUAACACUGAAAAGACUAUUGAACCCUGGCUGCUUCAUGAUUUCAAUGAGGAUUUCUAUGGGGAAGAACUACGUCUUGCCAUUGUUGGCUAUAUACGACCAGAGGCCAAUUUUUCUUCCCUAGAGAGCUUGAUAUCAAAGAUUCAUGAGGAUGGAAAAAUAUCUAAGGAAGCUCUCGAUCUUCCCCCAUAUGCAGCCUACAAGGACGUCCCGUAUGUGAAAAAACCCCUUAACAGCUGAAUGAGCAAUUCAUCCAUGAGAGGAAACCAUUCCCAUUUUUAAGAGAAACGAAGAAAAAGAUGUGCAGGUGUAUUUUGGUACUUAAAAGAAAAUAAAUGUUUCUGCCAUUUCCCUUGUUACUAUUACAGUAUUACCAUACACUGGUGAUUGAAUGAGGUACGUCUUAUUUUUUACAUGACCCAAUUAAACAAGAUAUUUCGGGGAGGUCAUGCUGAAAUUAUUGGUCUUGUAACUGACUAACUGGUAUCAAAAUUUUUGUAAGAGUUUCCUUCCAUCAAUCACCUUUUUUU